Molecule: messenger RNA, 1551 nt
Organism: Acanthosepion pharaonis
Lineage: Eukaryota; Metazoa; Mollusca; Cephalopoda; Sepiida; Sepiidae
Source: the annotation of a GenBank genome assembly
AUGGAAUUGGCUGUACAUCCAUUUCCAUUUCAUUCUCUAUAUCCCGUUCAUAUCUAUCUACCUAUCUAUCAAAGUCUGUUUCUAUCUAAGUCUCUUCAUAUCUAUCUAUCUAUCUCUCUAUCUAUCUAUGUUUAUAUCUAUCAAUGUCUGUUCAUAUCUAUGUAUCAAAGUCUGUUCAUAUCUAUCUAUCUAUCUAUCUAUCUAUCUAUCUAUCUAUCUUUUUAUCUAUCUAUCUAUCUAUCUUCAUAUCUAUCUAUCUGUUCUAUCUAUCUAUCUAUCUAUCUAUCAAUCUGUUCAAAUUCUUUCUAUCUAUCUAUCUAUCUAUCAAAUCUUUCAUAUCUAUCUAUCUAUCUAUCUAAGUCUGUUCAUAUCUAUCUAUCAAAAGUCUGUUUCAUAUCUAUCCAUCAAAUCUAUCUAUCUAUCUAUCUAUCUAUCUAUCUAUCUAAGUCUGUUCAUAUCUAUUCAUCUAUCUAUCUAUCUAUCUAUCUAUUUAUCUAUCUAUCAAUCAAAGUCUGUUCAUAUCUAUCCAUCUAUCAAAGUCUGUUCAUAUCUAUGUAUCCAAAUCUGUUCAUAUCUAAGUCUGUUCUUAUCUAUCUAUCUAUCUAUCUAUCUAUCUAUCUAUCUAUCUAUCUAAGUCUGUUCAUAUCUAUCUAUCUAUCUAUCUAUCUAUCUAUCUAUCUAAGUCUGUUUAUAUCUAUCUAUCAAUCAAAGUCUGUUCAUAUCUAUCUAUCUAUCUAUCUAUCUAUCUAUCUAUCAAAUCCUGUCAUGAAAUGUUUGAAGUAUAAAACGAACCACACCAUUGACAAACCUUCUAUCUCUCUCUCUCUCUCCCUCUCUCUCUCUCUCGUAGACACAAAAACACACAUAGUCUGCUCAUAUCUAUCUAUCCAUUGCUGUCUUUUCAUAUCUAUCUAUCUACCUAUUUAUCUUUCUAUCUAUUGCUGUCUUCUCAUAUCUAUCUAUCUAUCUAUCUAUCUAUCUAUCUAUCUAUCCUCAUCUAUCUUAUCUAUCUAUCUAUCUAUCUAUCUAUCUAUCUAUUGCUGCCUUCUCAUAUCUAUCUAUCUAUCUAUUGCUGUCUUCUCAUAUCUAUCUAUCUACCUAUUUAUCUUUCUAUCUAUUGCUGUCUUCUCAUAUCUAUCUAUCUAUCUAUCUAUCUAUCUAUCUAUCUAUCUAUUGCUGUCUUCUCAUAUCUAUCAAUCUAUCUUUCUAUCUAUCUAUUGCUGUCUUCUCAUAUCUAUCUAUCUAUCUAUCUAUCUAUCUAUCUAUUGCUGUCUUCUCAUAUCUAUCUAUCUAUCUAUCUAUCUAUCUAUCUAUCUAUCUAUCUAUCUAUCUAUCUAUCUAUUAUCUAUUUAUUCUAUCUAUAUUUAUCAAGGUCUAUUCAUCUAUCUAUCUAUCUAUCUAUUUUCAUCUAUCUAUUCAUACUUAUCUAUCUAUCUAUUUUCAAGGUCUAUUCAUAUCUAUCUAUCUAUCUAUUUUCAAGGUCUAUUCUAUUCAUAUCUAUCUAUCUAUCUAUCUAUUUUUCAUACUAUCUAUUCAUAUCUAUCUAUCUAG